Molecule: messenger RNA, 1014 nt
Organism: Planococcus citri (citrus mealybug)
Lineage: Eukaryota; Metazoa; Arthropoda; Insecta; Hemiptera; Pseudococcidae
Exons: 1
Coding region: 1-1014 (337 amino acids)
Source: RefSeq, a predicted model, not a curated record
AUGUUCCGAGGCGGACGAAGAGGUCAAGGAAGAAGCUCACGCAACUCAGGAAGAAUCAGACCUACUCUUGAAGACAUUGAGGAACCUCAGCCAGCUACCAGUGAACCUCAACAAGCUACCACUCAAGCUGCAGCUACUGAACGACGUUGGACUCGGAAUUUUGCCUUAGCUAACGCUUCAGCCGCCAACCCAUUACGUAGCUCUGAACCUCACGCUAAUUAUCGCUAUAUCGAUCAAUUACUUCAAUAUCAUCAAACGAAAAGUAGACCCAGUCAACAACACGUCACUGGACCUAGUGUUCAAUUUACGAAUCCUGUAGUUACGCAAGCCGUUCCUACUCAAACUACUCAAACACCUCGUACUAUUAUCCGGCAAGAAUCCAGAAUGCCAGUUAUACCUAUUGAAAAUAGAUAUGACUUGGAUAGAUCUAGACGCAAUUCAACCAUGCGAGAUUCUGUUCAACGUCAAUCACCGAAUGCAGAUCUUUCACCAAUUUCCACCGGUGAACCUAUCGAUCCUGAACCUUACUUUCGAGAACGCUACCCUUCUCUAGCUUGGGACGAUGAUAUGUUUGGAGUUCGCAGCCUAUACAAUGCGCGCCUUCCUAUGCCAAUCAUUCAACAUAUGCAUAAUGAUGCAGAUUUAGACGACGUCGAUGAAGAGGAGGAAGAAGGCGACAUUUUGAACACUGCCCAUAACAUGGAAAAUAACCAAAAUGGAGUCAAUCAAAACCAGAAUCAAAAUCAAGUCGUACAGAAUGUUGGAAACGGAAAUGCGAACGCUAAUGGAAAUAACGGAAAUCAAAACGGACAGCAGAAUGGUGUUCAACCUAAUGGUGCUCCGAUUCCUCAAAACCAAAUUCAACAAAAUCCACCUCCAAACAAUCAACCGAAUGGACACCGCGAAGUUUAUUGCUUUCGACGCGUUGAUGACGAAAGAGAAUUUCGGAGAAAUCCAGUUGCGGAUCCGUUUAUAGUACCAGAAGCUGGGGAAGUAGGACUUAAUGAGUUAUGA